AUUUUGAAACUGCUCACUCCAUCUGCCGCCUGAGAACUCUCGUUCGCAAGUAACGGGUUUGUGGAAUCUUGCGGAACCUGAGACAUCAGCUUGCCACACGGCACCGGAAGCGGUUUUGAAGCCAUGGCUGACAUACGGAAUGUCGUGAUUUCCAUGGAUGGAAGUGAUUGUGCUGAUUUUGCCUUUGAAUGGUAUUUGGAGCAGAUACGCAGACCGAAUGACCACGUGAUAUUUGUCCACUGUCCUGAAUACAACGCAAUGUUUGAAGCAGUUUCGUUUGGCAUGGGCGAGGCGACGGUGGAAGGGGACAUGACGAAGAUGUUUGGGAAGGAGGCGAAACGAAUCAAGGAGCUGGUCAACAGUCUUGCAGAGAGGUUGAGAGCAGUCAUGCUCAGUGGAAAAGUGAAGUGCGUCCCCGGAAACCCAGGAGAGGUCAUCCUCAAGGUCGCGGAGGAGGAACACGCUAGCUUCAUCAUCACAGGCAGAAGGGGCAUCGGAGUGUUACAACGCACAUUCCUCGGCAGCGUCAGCGACUACGUCGUGCACCACAGCCCGAUUCCCGUUCUCGUGUGUUGUUACAAACACACUCACUAGCACCGACCGUUUGUGACGAACAGUAUGUUUUGCGUUACUUAAAGAAGGCCUUCUGACGAAGUAACGCUAAUUUGUGGCUCUACAGAACCAGAGUUUUAUCAGUUAUGUUCUGGUAAAAGUCCCAAAUCGAAUUCUCUCGAAAACUAUGUACAUAAUUUGCUAAUAACUUAAUGAAACGCAAAGUCCCGUAUUAUUGUAUGAUUUGUUUGUUUGUUGUUUGACACCGCACUCAGCAAUAUUCCAGCUAUAUGACGGCGGUCUAUAAAUAAUCGACUCUGGGCCCGACAAUCUAGUGAUUGACAUCGUAUACAUCGAUUUAUGCACU
This is a messenger RNA of Haliotis rufescens (red abalone), 919 nucleotides long. RefSeq names its product universal stress protein in QAH/OAS sulfhydrylase 3'region-like. Bases 124 to 594 code for a protein of 156 amino acids. NCBI's taxonomy places the organism in Eukaryota, Metazoa, Mollusca, Gastropoda, Lepetellida, Haliotidae. The record is from RefSeq and is a predicted model, not a curated record. The transcript has 4 exons.